AGAGAGACUUUCAGCACUCUCCAUGUUUUGGUGCACUUUAAAUCUACACUGAAUUUAAUAAUCACGUUCACGAAUUUCAUUGUUUAUAGCAUCCUGUGCUGUGUGUCUGUCUUGUCUGGAAUCUUAAAAGAAGUCGGCAUGGAAGAAGUGAACAAUUCUCAGCAUUCAAUGGGAAGUGGACAGCAGCAUCAGCAUCCAGUAAACCACACAAGGCCCUUUUUCUAUGUACAACCACCUUCUCAACCUUAUUACUUGUAUCAAUGGCACAUGAACAACCCUUUUGGUCACUAUGGCUUCCAUGGAUCAGGUUUGCCCUUUGGACGUCCUUACUUGCCCCCUUAUUCAUACAUGCAUUAUCCAGGAUACAUACUUCCGCAGGCACCUGUGCAACCAAUGGAUUACAGAAGAAUGUUCCCUCAUUUCCCUUCUGCUGGGGGUUAUGAUUUAAGAUUUAGAUAUCAUCAGACUCGCAUACGAAGGGAAACUACUACUUCAGAGGUUCAAACAGAGCCCAAUGAAGCUGUAGAGAAGCUGAGUGAAUGCCUUGGAAAAAUGGAGGCUUGUGAUAUAAGUGUAGAAAAAGAGAUGGAUUCUGGAGUAGCUUCUCAAGCCCCUGGAGAAUUGGGGACACAGUAUGAACAACCUAGUCCACAGCCUCAGAGGAUUUCAAAAUCUGGUAACACUAUUUUUAGUGACUUGGCAGGUACAGCUUAUGCAGAUGCCAAUCUCUGCAACCGUAAUGCAUCACAACGUGAUGAGUGGUCUGUUAGUUCUUGUGAUGGAGUGUCGCCACUUGAUACUUCCUCAGUUCAUGAAGAUGUCUGUCAUAAAGAUACCUGUUUAGAAGAGCAAGAGGAGCAAUGUGUGCCAUCCUCUUCACCCAUAAUGUGCCAGCCAUGUGUGAAAGUGGACUUGUCCAGUAAACCUGAGAAAACUUUGCUGGCUAAGGACACUCCUACAGGGGUUUUCUUUCAAGAUCUUGGCCAAGGUAAGGAUGGUGUUGAAUCUGAGUCAUCUCAUGACCCUUCUGAUAACUGGUUGGUUAAUGAUGGUAUUGCACAAGAGUGCAAAAAUGAAUACAAACUACCUGCUUUACAGGCCAAUGUAGAGAAGACCUCCCAGGAUUCAAAAUCUCAUGAAGACCUUGUACAUGAUGAAGAGCUGCACUUUAGAAUUCUGAAACUUCCUUUUCACACCAUCCUAGCAGGUGGGGAGAUGGAUAAAGAAAAUCCUUUAUGGUCUGUGGACUCUCUUUCCAAUCUUAUUACCCCUUCAACUUUGUUAUCAACAUUUGGGAAUGCAUACUAUGGCUACUAUCCACAAGUGGCACAAGAACGCCAAAGUGUCCUCAGUGCAUCUCUGGAUGAGCUUUCCUCGAGAGAUGAGAUGUUUUCAACUGAUGUAGAAGACAUGGAUUUAGUGCCUGGCCAUAUAUACACAGGGAAAUCACUUGGUCAAGACAAUGUAGAGGAGCAAGAUCAUGUUGACAAGGGCUUUUUGGAAGAGGAAUGUCCACUUUGUCCCCGACAAAGAACUUGUGCAACUUGUGGCUGUUGCCUGUCACAGGAUGCACAUGGUGGGUUAGAAGCGGAGAAUGAUACAAGUGAGGAGAUAACUGAUAUUGUUGAAGACUGUGAGUCUGACUCUAUAAAGAAAGUCAGAGAUUCCAGGAAAGUGACCAAUCUAAAGAGAACAUCCCAUUUAAAGCGUUCCAUUUCUUCCUGUAGUGCAAUUAAGCACUCUUCAAAGCUAAAGCCAAAGAAAAAUUUAGAUGAAGUUGAAGGCUCAGUAUCUCCAGAUGAGCAGCAUCAAAACUUUCCUGGUCUGGGUAAGGAGUCCUGUGAGGAGCAUAAGAUCUCAUCCAAAUCAGAAAAGCAUAGAGGCCAAGACCAUCAUGUUCAUCAAAAAUGUCAGAUGGAAAGACCAUGUAAAAAUACAGUGAUGUCUGACCAGGAAAGUUGGGAAAGCUAUGGGGCAAAGCCAAGGAGUAAACCAUGGAAAACUUAUCCAAAGGCCAGAGACCAAGAACGGCCCCCUAGGAGAAAAAUGUCUUGCAAAACAGUUGUGUACCAAAGGCCAAGGAGAAAUGAAUAUGAUGAGAAUGAGGAGGGUGAGAUUCCAAGAAUUCAAAGAGGCAGAGGAUCCAGCAAGAGAAGAGGCACAAGAUAUUGACUUUUGCCACAGCUGCACUUUACCACAAGCACAAUUCUGCACAUGGAGCACUUGUAACUGGA
Molecule: messenger RNA, 2234 nt
Organism: Polypterus senegalus (gray bichir)
Lineage: Eukaryota; Metazoa; Chordata; Cladistia; Polypteriformes; Polypteridae
Gene: buc
Product: bucky ball
Exons: 7
Coding region: 139-2172 (677 amino acids)
Source: RefSeq, a predicted model, not a curated record